AUACAAUCUCAGGUGUUGCUAAACUCAUUGAAAGUUCUGGAAUAGCCUGUGUGAUUCUCCCAAAAGGGACAAAAUUAAUAAUUAAAGACGCUUUAUACUCCAGUAAAUCACGGAGAAAUCUUUUGAGCUUUAAAGAUUUGCGUCUAAAUGGUUUUCAUAUUGAAACCAUGUCUGAAAAUCAGAAGGAAUAUUUAUGUCUAACGACAAAUAGAUCUGGCAAUAAAUACAUUUCUGAAAAAAUGCCAGCAUAUUCCUCGGGACUGUAUUAUACAUAUAUCAGUCCAAUUGAGAUAAAUGUGGUAUCUAAAAUUUAUGACCACAAUUCCUUUAUCUUGUGGCAUGACCGUUUAGGUCAUCUAGGCAGCACUAUGAUGCACAAAAUUAUUGAAAAUUCACGUGGACAUUCAUUAACUAAUGUCAAGAUUCCACAAUCAAGUGAUUUUCCGUGCACUGCCUGUUCUCUUGGCAAAUUAAUUAUCAGGCCAUCUUUAUACAAAAUUGGAGUUGAAUCUCCUGCAUUUUUAGAAAGAAUUCAAGGAGAUAUUUGUGGGCCAAUUACCCCUCCGUGUGGACCGUUUCGAUAUUUUAUGGUGCUCAUUGAUGCAUCAACACGUUGGUCACAUGUCAGUCUUUUAUCGACUAGAAAUUUUGCAUUUGCAAAUCUCCUUGCUCAAAUUAUUCGUUUGAGAUCACAAUUUCCGGAUAAUUCGAUAAAGAAAAUCCGACUUGAUAAUGCAGGAGAAUUUACAUCCCAAACUUUUAAUGACUAUUGCAUGUCAAUUGGGAUUGAUGUGGAACAUCCAGUUCCACAUGUACAUACACAAAAUGGUCUUGCCGAAUCCUUAAUUAAGCGAUUACAAUUAAUUGCUAGACCAUUAUUGAUGAAAUCCAGAUUACCAUCAUCUGCAUGGGGAUAUGCUAUAAUGCAUGCUGCAAAUUUAAUUCGGCUUAGGCCAACGGCAUAUCAUAAAUUUUCCCCAUUACAAUUAAUAUCUGGUAAAGAACCAAAUAUAUCACACCUAAAAAUAUUUGGUUGUUCUGUGUAUGUACCAAUUGCUCCACCUUAUCGUACUAAAAUGGGUCCUCAAAGAAGGCUGGGAAUUUAUGUUGGUUUUAAAUCACCCUCAAUUAUUAAUUAUCUAGAACCUAUGACCGGUGACUUAUUCACCGCGCGGUUCGAUGACUGUCAUUUUGAUGAGACAGUAUUCCCAGCCUUAGGGGGAGAUAUUAAAGAAAUGGACCCACGUACGAAAGAUAUUACUUGGAAUGCAACAAAUUUAUCUUUUCUUGAUUCUCGCACAAAUGCUUGUGAACAAGAAAUUCAAAAGAUUAUUCAUUUACAAAAUGUUGCAAACCAAUUGCCUGAUGCUUUCACAGACUCAAAGAAAGUGACAAAGUCACAUGUUCCAGCUAUGAAUGCUCCUUCUCGAAUAGAAAUUCCUGCGGAGAUUAGCGAAAGAACACUUGCUAAUGAAUCUAUGAUACGUAAAAAAACGUGGUAGACCACUUGGUUCAAGAGAUUUGAAACCAAGAAAAUUUAAACAGCAAGUUGUAGUUUGUGAUGCCAAAGAAGUUCAACCUUCUCAAGAAGAAAAUGAACAUUUUGAAAAUAUCGGCCUUGAAGAUAACAUCAACAAUAAUGAUACCUCAAAAGAGGAUCCAAUCACCUUCGAAGAGGUAAAUAUUCCAGAUAAAGAUAGAAACGUCAAUAAUUUUGAAAUUUCAAUUAAUUACGUUUCUAAUGGAAUACAAUGGAAUAGAAAUGAUAUUGAUGUUAAUGAUAUAUUUUCUUAUGCCAUCGCCACAGAUAUAAUGAAUGAACACGAUGACAAUGAGCCUAAAUCUAUUGACGAAUGUCGUCGUAGAAAUGAUUGGCCAAAAUGGAAUGAAGCAAUUCAGGUAGAAUUAAAAUCGCUAGAAAAGCGUAAUGUUUUUGGACCAAUUGUCCAUACGCCAAAAGGCGUAAAACCUGUCGGUUUUAAAUGGGUUUUUGUGCGUAAACGCAACGAGAAAAAUGAAAUCGUUAGAUACAAAGCCCGACUUGUUGCCCAAGGUUUUUCUCAAAUGCCAGGAAUCGAUUAUGAGGAGACGUAUUCUCCAGUAGUUGAUGCUACAACUUUAAGAUUUUUAAUUGGCAUGUCUGUUUUUGAAAGGCUGCAAAUGCGCCUAAUGGAUGUGGUGACCGCAUAUUUAUACGGUUCACUCGAUACAGACAUAUAUAUGAGAAUUCCUGGAGGCUUUAAAAUACCUGAUGCUUAUAGCUCGAAAUCUCGAGAUUUAUUUUCCAUAAAAUUGCAAAAGUCAUUAUAUGGAUUAAAACAAUCUGGACGCAUGUGGUAUAACCGUCUCAGUAAAUAUUUGAUUAAAGAAGGGUAUAAAAAUGAUCCUAUUAGUCCAUGUGUUUUCAUUCAGCGAUCCGAAUCAGGAUUCGCCAUAAUUGCAGUUGAUG
Molecule: messenger RNA, 2449 nt
Organism: Cuscuta epithymum
Lineage: Eukaryota; Viridiplantae; Streptophyta; Magnoliopsida; Solanales; Convolvulaceae
Source: the annotation of a GenBank genome assembly